Molecule: messenger RNA, 255 nt
Organism: Necator americanus (New World hookworm)
Lineage: Eukaryota; Metazoa; Nematoda; Chromadorea; Rhabditida; Ancylostomatidae
Exons: 1
Coding region: 1-255 (84 amino acids)
Source: RefSeq, a predicted model, not a curated record
AUGAGGAAUACGACCGGUUCGUUGAACACCUUCACGGCUUCACGAAGAAGGCUGAUAGUUUCAAAACCACCAAGGGACGCCUAUCUUGAGCUGAUAUGCCAGCGUGGAGCAGCACGAGAAGCAGGCAACCAGGAACUCACCUCCAAGCUCGCAAGGCUUUGCGGAGAAUCGGUAGAAGAAUACCUCAAAGAGAGAAGAGCAGAAGUGAUGGCUGAAGCUGCAGAGGCGGAUAAAAGCAUCCACUAUGACCGUUAA